This is a messenger RNA of Psammomys obesus (fat sand rat), 989 nucleotides long. RefSeq names its product small integral membrane protein 12 (gene Smim12). Lineage: Eukaryota; Metazoa; Chordata; Mammalia; Rodentia; Muridae. The record is from RefSeq and is a predicted model, not a curated record. The transcript has 2 exons. The coding region runs from base 122 to 400 and encodes 92 amino acids.
GGUGGGCGGGGCCUCGGGCGACGCCCCACGGGCCACUGGGAGCUGCGACGUCGGUGUUGCUCCCGGGUAGCGGGCGCAGCACGGGGCUGGUCUGGGGUGUGCGGGCUGGGCCGCAGAUGUCAUGUGGCCUGUGUUUUGGACCGUGGUGCGUACCUAUGCCCCCUAUGUCACCUUUCCUGUGGCCUUUGUGGUCGGGGCUGUGGGCUACCACUUGGAAUGGUUCAUCAGAGGAAAGGAUCCUCAGCCUGUGGAGGAGGAAAAGAGCAUCUUGGAGCGCCGAGAGGACCGAAAGCUGGAUGAGCUGCUAGGCAAGGACCACACUCAGGUGGUGAGCCUGAAGGACAAGCUGGAAUUUGCCCCUAAAGCAGUCCUGAACAGAAACCGUCCGGAGAAGAAUUAAUGGAGGGUCCAGGUCCCUGUGGUGCACAGGGCUGUGACAUGCCCUGCCACCAUGUUGACCCAGCUUUGCUGCUCACCCCGGCCCCUCCUGCCCCCACAGCCUCACACAUACCAGCUGGUCCUUGAUGGCUGUACAGCUGCAGCAGUAGGGACCAGCAAAGAGGAAGACUGUUGACCAGGCGCUCUUCAUGACUGUGUGGGCUUCUGCUCUUUCUUGGGAGUACCACAGGGAGGAGCCCUGGGGAGUGAACACUGGUCUCAGGCUCCCUGGGGAGGGACUUGGCCUCAACUGGAAAUAGCUGGGGUUUGUUGUUGCCAUUAGGAGGGCCACCUCCAUGUAUAGUUCUAAUUUUUGCACUGGAAAGAAUUCGGAAAUCUCCCUUCUCCCUUGAUGAAUUUUUCUUGUUUUCUUUGCACAUUAUUGGCUCAGGAAUGGGAUUCUCAGGGGGGAAAAAAAAGCAUGUUUCUGUUGUGGGACGCUCAGGCUGUUUACUGUGGGGUGCAGGGGUAUAUGCCUGGAAAUAAUCACUGUCUUCCACUCUUCCUCACUGUGCAGUGAGAGCCUCAAUUAAAGUGGCACCUGAGACAUA